CCCUAACCCUUAAAGUUUCCUCUCUCUCUAUCUCGCCAUCUUAGUUAAUAGUUCUUACUGGAAGCCUGAAAACCACGGAACAUCGCUAGUAUCAUCAAGAGCCAAAAUGGUGAAGAAGAGCAAAAAGAGUAAGAGUAAGAGAGUGCCGCUGAAGAAGAAGUACAAGAUCCUGAGGAAGGUGAAAGAACACCACAAAAAGAAGGCAAAGGAGGCUAAGAAGCUUCGUUUUACGAAUAAGAAAAAGGUCGAGAAGGACCCGGGUAUUCCAAACGACUGGCCCUUCAAGGAGCAAGAGCUCAAGGCCCUUGAAGCCCGCCGGGCUCGUGCGCUGGAAGAAUUGGAACAAAAGAAGGCUGCCCGCAAAGAGCGGGCUCAAAAGAGAAAGCUUGGGUUGCUUGAAGAAGAGCAAAAUGUGGAGGAAAAUGUUGAGGAUUUCUCUGCAAUGAUGAAUUUCAGCGAUUUUUUUUAUCAUGAUCUUAGGCCAUUAUGUUUGGAUGAACAUUGUGCAAGUGCACUGAGGUUUCUAAAGCCAGAUAUUGAGGAUGUCUAGAUAUAUGCUUCAGACUUCCAAUUAAAUGUUAUUGAAUUUGUGUAUUCAGAUCUUGUACCUAGGGAAGCUGUGGAGAAGUGGCUCAAGUAUCUUAGGGAGGAAUUGCCAGCAGUUGCCUUCAAAUGCAGCACCCAAGAGCAGAGAUCGAACUUAGGUUGGAAAUCCUCCAAGGCAGCAAAACCAAGCUCUCUUUUGCAAACAAGUGAUUGCCUUGGGGCCGAAACUCUGAUUAAAUUGCUGAAAAAUUACUCAAGAAGUCAUGAGAUCAAAAAGUCUAUUACAGUUGGUGUUAUUGGCCUACCAAAUGUUGGGAAGAGUAGUCUCAUAAACAGCCUGAAGAGAUGCCAUGUUGUGAACGUUGGUGCUACUCCAGGAUUAACGAGAUCAAUGCAAGAAGUUCAGCUAGACAGGAAUGUUAAAUUAUUGGACUGCCCUGGUGUUGUAAUGCUCAAGUCUGGAGGAAAUGAUGCUUCCAUAGCCCUUCGAAAUUGCAAAAGAAUUGAGAAGUUAGAUGAUCCAGUUAGUCCAGUGAAGGAAAUUCUCAAGCUCUGUCCAGACAGAUUGCUGGUGACAUUAUACAAAAUUCCCACGUUUAGUUCAGUUGAUGACUUCCUUCAGAAGGUGGCUACAGUUAGGGGGAAGCUAAAAAAGGGUGGUAUUGUUGAUGUGGAAGCCGCUGCAAGGAUCAUUUUGCAUGAUUGGAAUGAGGGUAAAAUUCCAUACUUCACAAUGCCCCCAACAAGAGAUCAAGAAGGGCAUUCAGAGGCAAAGAUUGUUUCUGAACUUGGAAAGGAGUUCAACAUUGAUGAAGUGUACAGCAGUGAGUCAUCCUUCAUUGGUAGUCUGAAGACAGUUGAUGAUUUCCGAACUGUUGAAGUCCCUCCUAGUUGUCCUCUCAAUUUUGACGAGGCAAUGUUAGAGGAAGAUUCUCAACCGCAGCCAUUGAGUCAAGGAGAUGAAAAUCCAGCCUAUAUGUCUGAUGAUGGGGAUAAUCAGACUAUGGAUGGUGAUGAAGAUGACACAGGAAAGGCUAGGGAAAAAUCUGUGACCAGCAGGCAAAAUGAGAAAUUAUAUUCAGCAGAAGGGAUAUAUAAUGCUAAGAUGAAAAGGGCUGAGAAAAAGAGGAGGAAAAAAAUUAAUAAAUCAACAAUUUCAGACGAUCAAAUGGAUGGUGAUUAUGAUUUCAAGGUGGAUUACAUCAAGAACAAAGGUUCUGGCAUGGAUGUUGAAGAUGAAAAUGCAGAUGAUAAAAUUAUUGGAAAGGUGCCAAUGGCUGGACUUUUGCCUGAGGAGUGAUGAGAAAUUGAGGAUCAAAUGGUCGGCUGCACAUUUUUGUAGCAACUCUAGAUGAUGAUAAAAUUGUAUUCAAAUAUGAAUCUUGCAUAAUGUAGAAAACCUCGGUUAGAAGCUUGAUCAGAUUGAGUUUUAUUAUAAUGCAUUUUUGGCGCAUUAUCAUCUGAUUUAAUUAGUGAAUCAAGUUAUCCCCACA
This is a messenger RNA of Carica papaya (papaya), 2039 nucleotides long. NCBI's taxonomy places the organism in Eukaryota, Viridiplantae, Streptophyta, Magnoliopsida, Brassicales, Caricaceae. The record is from RefSeq and is a predicted model, not a curated record.